Messenger RNA from Petromyzon marinus (sea lamprey), 5733 nucleotides. The record is from RefSeq and is a predicted model, not a curated record. NCBI's taxonomy places the organism in Eukaryota, Metazoa, Chordata, Hyperoartia, Petromyzontiformes, Petromyzontidae.
GGAUUCGAACCUGUGCGGGGAGACCCCAUUGGAUUUCGAGUCCAACGCCUUAACCACUCGGCCACCAUGACGCAGUUGAAGAACCCAGGGUGCAUAGCGAUAGUUAUACCUUAACCAAUACAUCGAUCCCAUAUGUGUAUGUAAAAAUGUAUUUGUUAUAUUUGUUUUAAGUUUAUACUUUGUACGUCUUUGUAUCCAACUCGUAAUAAUGGCGUUACAUUAAAUCUUGACAGUCAUAAACGUUUACAAACGCAAAGGGACCCCACACAAACGCAGCUGAAUGGACCAUUCCAUUAAUUAAAUUGUCUCAGACAGCACCCUAAUUGCAGUAAUUACAAAUAAUCAAACAUUUCGUAUUUAGCCAAUUUUAAGUAAUUAUUUAAUCAUUUUCAUUUGAUUCUAAACCCGAAUGAUACUGCGGUAUAAAAAAUGUUUUAUUGUAUAUCACUGGGGUGGACUCGCCCACCCACGUGAGCCGGGAGCCUCGUUUUGGCGGGAAGCGGUUCCCGGAUCUGAGUGUCGCUUCCCUCAGAGACUCGAUCGAGUUUCAGUGUCACUGCGUGCACACAGCCACUGAAAGCCCCUCUACCCGGCCACGGGCCACCCAGUGAACGUGCUGCAGAGAUGGCCACCAUGAACUGUGAGCUGCUGGCCACAUGCAGCGCCUUGGGGUUCCUGGAGGGAGACACCUACCACAAGGAGCCGGACUGCUUGGAGACUGUCAAGGACCUGAUCCGCUUCCUGCGCCGUGAGGAUGACAGCAAGGACAUACGCCAGCAGCUGGGAGAUGCCAUGAUCCUGCAGAAUGACCUGGUGCCACUCCUGCUCUACCACCACAACGACCAGGUCCUCUUCCAGGCAAUAAUCAGGUUGUUGGUGAACCUGACUCAGCCAGCGAUCGUGCUGUUUGGAAAGGUCCCUACCGACCCCACCACUCGCCAUCAUUACCUGGCAGUUACCUGCCACCUGCAGGCAUACAAGCAGGCGUUUGCCAACGAGAAGGUGUUCACCGUUCUUAGCGAGACCCUCUACAACUUACUUCAGCUGGAAUGGGAGCAGAGGCAAGAGGAAGACACGUUACUGAUAGAACGUAUGCUCCUGCUUGUCCGAAAUGUCAUGCACGUGCCCCCAGAUCCUACCCUGGAGAAGAACGUGGAUGACGACGCCAGCUUGCACGACCGCGUGCUGUGGGCGCUGCACAUGAGCGGCAUGGACGACCUGCUGCGCUUCCUGUGCAGCGCGCCCAGCGAGCAGCAGUGGUGCAUGCAUGUGCUGGAGAUCGUCUGCCUCAUGUUCCGCAUGCAGACCCCAUCUCAGCUCGUGAGCACGGGCGGAGCGAGGCCGGAACGGGAGAAGGAGGCCGACACCACGGAGCUAGAGCUGCUGCGGCAGAGAGAGCUCGCCGAGAAGCGCAACCGCAUGUGGCACCGGAGCUCCAGGCACUCUCGGUUUGUGGGCACGUACGUGGUCCAAGGACACAAAUCCAUCAGCGAUAACGACCUGGUGUUUCACCUUGGCGUUCAAAAGCUGGCAGGAUACAGCCACGACAUCGGCAAGGAGCCCCAGCGGAGACCCAAACGGCGCCUACUGGCGCCCGAGGCUGAAGAGCGACGCCGCUCGGCCAUGAACGUGCGACUCUUCCUGCGCACAUUCUGCAUCGAUUUCCUGGAUGCCUGCUACAACCGCCUCAUGUACAGUGUGAAGGACACACUGCUGCUCGAGAAGGGGCAGCAGAAUGACGAGAGCUACUACAUGUGGGCGCUCGCUUUCUUCAUGGAGUUCAACCGACUGCGAGGGUUCCGCCCCGAGCUGGUGUCCGAGACAGUGGGCGUGCGCACUUUCCACUUCAUCGAGAAGAACCUCACCAACUGCUACGAGAUGAUGCUCAUGGAGAAGAAGGACGCCCUGCCGUGGUCCCGCAGGAUGCACCUGGCCCUGAAAGCCUACCAGGAGCUCAUCAUGACACUGGAGGAGAUGGACAAGUCCAAGGAGGAGAGCGUGCGAGAGAGCGGCAAUGUCAUUAAGAGCAACCUGUUCUACGUGAUGGAGUACCGCGAGCUGUUCGUGACGCUCUUCCGCAAGUUUGACGAGACGAAGCAGCCGCGCUCGUUUCUGCGCGACCUCGUGGAGACGACGCACACCUUCCUGCGCCUCCUACAGCGCUUCUGCCGCGGCCGCAAAGCCGUGGUCGUGCAGAAGAAGCGAGUGAAGCGCAAAAAGAAGAGCAGAGCGCAGGCACAGCCGUCCAGCAGUGAGAGGAGCCCUGAGGAGUGCGAGGCCCAGUGGCAGCAGCUGUCGCAGCAGCUCAUCGCCUAUGCACAGCACCCACCAAGGUUACGAGAGGGUGAAAUCACACAGGGUGCGGAGGCCGUGCCGGACAGCGCGGUGCCGUUUGAUGCGGCGUCGGAAGUGCCUGUGGAGGAGCAGCGUGGGCAGGCCACUGCUCGUAUCCAGGCGGCACUGCUCGCCGGGCAAGCUGGCACCGCGGUCGGCCUGCUGCGCUCCGCGAGGGAGGUCUGGCCCGAGGGUGAGGUGUUUGGGGCGGUGGGGAUAACCCCGGAGGAUGAGCUGGAACUCCUGCGACAGAUCCAUGCCGCAAAGCUGCCCUCUGCCCUCUCGGCAUCGGUGGUUGAAGACGUACCGGUGGAGGAUGACGUUGGGCCGGAGGAGAUGGAGGAGGAGGAGAACGAGGAGGUGGAGGCCGUGUCCGUCAGCGAGAAGGAAUUCAACUUCACGGAAUACAUCAAGCGGUUUGCGAGCGCACCCGUGAUGAAGGCAUGCAUGUCUCUACUGCGGGGUUACCGUGAGAACAGCGCACACACCAACCACUGCAUCGUGGUCAUUCUACAUCGUGUCACUGUGGGGCUGCACAUGGAGGGGCUCCUCUUCCAGCUCUCCGCGUUCCGCGUCUUCCAGGCCAUACUAGCGGACCCCGCCGCUCACGUGUACCAGGAGCUGUCCAAGUUUGCGCGUCACAUUGUCCGUAAGUUCUUUGAAGUGGCGGCACAGAACAACAAGAGCUUUGUGGAGCUACUGUUCUGGAAGUCGCCGGCCAAUGUGCACGAGAUGACCGAGGGCUACGGAUCGGCUCAUGAUGGAGGUGGCUUGAGCAAAAAGGGCCCACGCUGGACGGAGGAGGAGCAGACAGAGCUUGACAAGCUGUUUUCAGAGUUCCAGGACCAGAUUGGAGGGAGUCAAGAUAAGGAUGUUGUAGACCACAUCAUGGAACGCAUCAGGGAUGCAACGAGGACGCGCAAGCAGAUCGUGGCCCAGCUGGUGCGGCAGGGUCUGGUCAACUCGUCCAAGGAACUCAAGCGCAGGAAGGGCGUCAAGCUGGUGCUGUGGCGCGAGGAGCAGGAGAUGGAGCUGCAACGUCUCUUCGAGGAAUUCCACAAAUCCGAUGACUUGCUGGACAACAUCGUGCGCAACCUGACGGCCAAGAGGUCACGCAAGAAGGUGGCGGACAAGCUGCUGAGCAUGGGCCUGGUAUCUGACCGGGCACAGCUGCGCCGGAAACGCCCAUCGAAGAGCUCCGGAAAGUCCUCUGGCAAGGCCAACUCAAACAACAAUGCCGACCCAUGGGGCGAUGACCACGAUCAUCUAGAUGUGGAUUCCGACGAUGAGAAAGAAAGCAGCGAGGACGAAGGGAGCAGCGAUGACGAUCAACCUAUCCAGCGAGCCGGGGCAAGGCCUGCCGGGGCAAGGCCUGCCGGGGCAAGGCCUGCCCAGGCAGGGCCCGCCCGGGCAGGGCCCGUCCGCCCCAGGAAGAGUCAGGGAGGCAACCGGAAUGCUCGCAGAAAAUCCCGGCCGCUUGUGAAGACCAGCCCUGCUGAGCUGCGCAAGCUGGUGUCGAAGGCUCGCAGAGGAGGGCUGGCGGAGCCUGUACUGUGGCUUGGAAAUUGCCUGAGACGGACAGCCGAUGACCGGGAAGAGGAUGGGAUCUCCCUGCCGGUGCCACUGGUGCCGCUCUCGGAGGAGAACGAGGACGCCAUGGAGAACCGGGUGUUCCGUCGGUUGCUACGCGCGCUGGGUGUGUGCUCGCCGGCCAAUCACGAAGAGACGUUUUGGAGAAUACCGGCAGAACUGACUCCUAGCCGCUUGCGCGAGAUCUCCGAUUGCCUGAGCGCCCUCACGGAUGAUGAUGAUGAUGAUGGCGAUGAUGACAACGCUGACGCUGGUGACGGCGACGGCGCCGGCAGCGGAGACAAUGACGAAGUCAGUGACGAUUCAGCCGCUGAAAGAGAGGCGCAAGAUGAGAGCUCCGAGGAAGGGGAGCUUUCGUGGGGAGCGGCGGCGGACCCUGUGCCGUCCCCCGUACGUGGGAUAAACAGCGACACCAGCCGAGUGUCGUCCCCACCCCCGCUGUCCACUCAUGCCCGCGUCCCCGACGAUGACAGCGACAAGGAUGACGACGAUGAUGAUGACGGGGGACAUGGCGUCAUAUCGCAGAGUGGCGGACGACGUGCCGAGGCCCUGCAGGCCCUCCUGAAGCGGCGCAAACAGAGGGAACCACGAUCACGCCGUGCAAAGGUGCCAGUAGACAAGCCGCAAAAGAAGAGAAGGAAUCGCAACACCAACUCGGAGGAGGAGGAGGAGGAGCAGAAGAGGGGCAGAGGGGAGAAGCGACCGGCGAAGCGUACCCGUCUGCUGCCCGACAGCGACGACGACGACGACGACAACGACACGGAGGCAGCAGCAGGCGUGCUGGUUGAGGAGACGGAGGCAAUGGAGGACAAGGUGGAAGAUGAGGUGGAGGACUCCCCAGGAAGUCGCCCCGUCGUCACCCGUCUGGACGACUCCAGCUCGGGCGACGAGGCCGUACCGGCGAGACGGCCCAGGCAGCGAGUGAUCAUCGACGAGGAUGAAGACGAGUGAGGAGCGAGAUCCUGAUGGCCGAGACGUCGUCACGUGGUGAUGUCAUGGCAUCUUGACCCGUAGGCUCGUCAUGGUCUUAACGAGGACUUGGAAGAGUGACCCCCGCCCAAGGAACAUCCACAACAGUUGUGAAGAAGCUUCAUUGGAGUGCAUUUGCUCCCUUCCAUCAUCAUCAGUGAUCAUCCACUGCUGGUUGAAGGCCUGCCCAAGAUGUGCAGUUCGUGGGGGUUGGUUGACCGUGAAUCAUCUGUGCUCCCUUCCAUUGGCCUAAAAAUGCAACUCAAGUGUUACAUUUUUCCACGUUAAAUCCCCACAUGCAUUUUAAGCGUUCGCACGUGCAGUUGAUGGAACUCUUCUGCAACGAGAUACAGUUUUAAAUCUUUUUUUUUCAAAAGUUCUUGCUUUUCAAUAAAGUCAAUGAGGUAAUGGAAAUUUUCACCGUGUAUCGGUUUGGUCAUGUAUGAAAUCUGCAUGUUCCCUUCCAGCUGUGUCUACAGCUGGACUACUGCACCGCAUGUGUUUGUUUAAUGGGGUCAUUUUAGGCCAUCAACACCAGCAACUGUAUUCUCAUCAAGCCAUCGACCAGUGACCAUGCUGCAUUCAUUAUCGUUAAGUCUUUUGCAGCCAACACAAAUAGUCUGCUGGUAUAGCGUUCUUUCUAAUGCAGCUGGAAUUUUCUCAUUUUUCAUUUCAUCAAUUGCUUAAGUGCUUUGCAGCGUUUCACCCGUUGUUGUUGGAGGGUCGUGUGUGGAAAGUUUGGUAAUGAUCAGUUCAACUAAGCCUGUUUUUCGUCUGGAUUGUGUGAAAUUGCCUGUGUUAAUAACUUUACAUGAAUAAAAAAAAUAUCUUGGUAAUUUU